CAAGCAACCAGAGAAUAUCUGGCUUGGUAUGUGUUCAUUUGUUGAUUUGGACCGUCUAUUUUAAACCACCAAGCAUUUUACUUUUUAAAAAUUUUUGUUUCCGAUUAUUUUCUCAGGUUUGAAUCGAACACAGAAGUUGCCAACAGGGUGAAUGCUGAGAUUGUCACCAAAGCUGAGACGGCUACUAUAGGGGAAUUGUUAUCUUACAUGAAGCAGGAAGGGGCAAAGGUAGCUUGGUUCGAAUGCACAGCCACUAUUGAUGAUGUUGUGCAUGAUUCGGCGUGGUAUUAUAUUGCUUGUGGUGGGUGCAAGACUAAAGCAACCAAAGGGCCUACCACACUUAUGUGUAAGAAGUGUGGAAAGACUGAUAUUGUCGGUGCUUCGGAGUAUCUCACGAAGAUCGCUGUCUAUGACAACAAUGACCACGCUAGCUUUGUGCUUCUCGGUGAUGCUGGGCGUGAGUUGACUGGGAUGAAAGCCUCAGAAUUGGUUGAGAGCUACUUUGAGGCAAAUGAAAGCGUCGGAGAUGAUCAUGUAGUCCCGGUGCCACAUUCUCUGACUGAUUCCAUUGGACAGACCCGCACGUUCAUUAUCAAGGUGUCAAAACACAACCUGGAUGGCAAGACCCAGUCUUUGACUGUCACCAAAGUUCUUCCUCUGGAAGUUGGGGCACUUGAAGGCAACAUAGAUGAGGACGUGGAAGAGGAGCCUGCUGAUGAUAAUGAUGGAGGUGCAGAUGUGACUGUGAAAAGGAACUCUGAUGGGAUCGAGUCUGGAGAGACCAAGAGUGCCAAAUGUGGCUAAUAAACUUUUAGUACUGUUUCUUUGUUUUCAUAAAGACUAUGCUUUGUUUUUUCAUCUUCGGCCUUUGCUUUUGUGUCAUUUGAACACUCUUGGUGUUUAAUUAAGACUAUGCUUUGUUUUCUUCCUUUUUGCUUAAUACUUAAUUAAGAAGGUGUUGAAUGAUAUGAGUAAAGGAUAUAAUUGGUUGAUUAGAAGUCGUUAA
Molecule: messenger RNA, 1006 nt
Organism: Brassica napus (rape)
Lineage: Eukaryota; Viridiplantae; Streptophyta; Magnoliopsida; Brassicales; Brassicaceae
Exons: 4
Coding region: 208-804 (198 amino acids)
Biological process (GO): DNA replication; DNA recombination; DNA repair
Cellular component (GO): nucleus
Molecular function (GO): DNA binding
Source: RefSeq, a predicted model, not a curated record